Messenger RNA from Onthophagus taurus, 1266 nucleotides. Its product is annotated as ankyrin repeat domain-containing protein 7-like. The record is from RefSeq and is a predicted model, not a curated record. Lineage: Eukaryota; Metazoa; Arthropoda; Insecta; Coleoptera; Scarabaeidae. Gene Ontology annotation, molecular function: protein binding.
AUGGAUGAACUCAACGUAUUAUUUAAAGGUAUUCGUGAAGAUGACGUCAACAUUAUUAAAAAAUAUCUCAAGAUUGACCACAACAAGGUGAAUUUGGUCGAUCAAUUUGGUUGCAGUUGUGUGCAUAUAGCUGCUAAAUACGAAAGUUUAGAAUCGUUGAAAUAUUUGCUGACUUUGAAAGAAACCGAAAUUAAUAUUAAAAACAAGCUUGGGGAAACGCCGUUAUUAUAUGCCCUUAAACAUAAUGAUUCUGUUGAAAUUAUAGUUACUUUAAUAAAUAAUAAAUGUGAUGUAACUUUAAGUGAUAAUAACCAAAAUACUGCGUUGCAUUUAGCCGCUUCGAAAAACAUAAAAAUUGGGCGAUUAUUAAUCGAAAAGGGGGUGGAUAUCAACAUGGAAGGUUUAUAUAAAUCAACACCUUUACAUUGUGCUGUGUUAGCUGGAAAUGUUGAAUUCGGUCGAUUACUAAUUGAAAAUGGAGCUAACAUCGAUGCUAAAGAUAUUGAUGGAAAAACGGCGCUGCACAAAGCCGUCUGGCAACAAAACGUCGAAUUCGUGAAGAUGCUUUUAUAUUACAAUGCUUCCGUAAACAUAACCGAUAAAUUCAAAAAUAAACCCUUUAAUAUUGCUGUUAGUGUUAAUAACAACGAAAUAGCCACAAUUUUAAUUGAUUACAUUGAAGUAUUUGGGGAUGCAAAAGAAUCCAUGAAAUUAUUGGUAUCUGCUAUUUCUAAAAAUAUGCACAUAGCGUUUAAUAUUGCCAACAAAAUACAAAUAGGAAAUAUCGAAAACGAGGAUUUAAUUAUUUUUAAACCAAUUUACUCUUGUUUUAUGCGCACCAAUGAUAGUUUAAAAUGGGUUCGAAUACUAUUGAGUAAACAAAUUCCCAUUAAAUUAUUUGAUAUUCAAUGUUUUUAUGAUUUUAAAGGUUUUUGUGUGGAAAUCGAACUUAUUUUAGCAUCAGAUGUGUAUGUUAUUUUUGAUAACUAUUGCGGAGAAUUUGUUCAGCGAUUAGUGUUUAAUUGUUAUAUAAAUCAAAAUGAAUCUGAUCAGAACGAAAAAAAUAAAUUGAAACAUUAUUUUGUCGAAAGAAAAUGUGUGCCUAGUUUAAUGCAAAUUGCUCGAGAUUAUUGCCGAAAAAUUAUUUUUGAUAAUCAGCGCAAAAAUAAUUUUAAACCUCAUCAUAUUAUCAUGGAAAUGGAUGUACCUAAAAUAGUUAAAGAUGUUUUAUUAUUAAAACGACCGAUAUAUUUAUUCUGUAAAUGA